Messenger RNA from Amphibalanus amphitrite, 2231 nucleotides. Its product is annotated as beclin 1-associated autophagy-related key regulator-like. Lineage: Eukaryota; Metazoa; Arthropoda; Thecostraca; Balanomorpha; Balanidae. The record is from RefSeq and is a predicted model, not a curated record. Bases 574 to 1947 code for a protein of 457 amino acids. The transcript has 3 exons. Gene Ontology annotation, cellular component: mitochondria-associated endoplasmic reticulum membrane contact site; extrinsic component of phagophore assembly site membrane; autophagosome. Gene Ontology annotation, biological process: autophagosome assembly; mitophagy; cellular response to starvation.
UGGUUCUAAUUCAAUUUUUAAAUUUGAUUAAAGUCGUAUCUUCAGUGAUGAUAGGUAUUUCAGAUUAUUGAUAAAGCACUCAAACAUGACUCAAACACAAAACUUUGUCCGCCGAUAGAAGUCUUAUGACAUCACUAACGUUUCCCUAGAUUGAUUUAUUUUGUGUGAACCUUAAGUAGGCAAUAGAGACGAUAUAUACGCGGCGCAAUGUUUUUCGUAUUUGUGUGCUAUGGUUAUGGAAUAAUAGAAGUAAUCAAGGUUAUGACAAACAACACUGAAAAGGCUCCCAGUUCCAGUCAGCCUGGAGAAGGGAUCAGAAAACUGAGGACAACCAAUGUCUUCAGAGCUGUCAACUUUGAGCUUUAUGCCAAGCCAAACAAGGUGGUGAUGGUGCUGGGCAGUGCCGCGCUGGCCGGCUGUCUGGGAUACAUCCUCUACAUGCGGUCCCAGGUGGAUACCAAGACCACCUACCUGGCCGAGGCUGACGACGGAAACCUGUACGUCCAGCCCAAAAAGUCCAAGUGGGACAUGUGAGUCUCGUCUGGUGUCCAGUAGUCGAGCAUACACGCCAUCAUGGAAGUGCGUCAGAGCCUGACGCCACUGUCGGGCUCCACGUCCAUGGAUGAACUGCGCAGUUUCAUCCGAAUCGAAAAGUGUCCGCUGUGCGAACGCACUGCCAAAAACUUCUACUGCCGCUUGUGUGUGCGUACCGGUGAUUUUGGACACUCGCGUGACCAGUUCCCGACGCGCUUCGCCGACCGAAAGCUGCAGCUGUUUCGGCUCAAACACGAGAUAAUCAACUACGCCAUCGCGGUAGAGGACGCGACGGCGGCGGAGCGGCGGCAGGUGGAGCGGCGCGAGCGAGAGGCGGCCGCGCGCCAUCGCGUCCAGCUGCUGCAGGCGGCGCUGGCGGAGCGACGCGCGCGCAUUGUUCAACUGCAGGCGCAGCUGGCAGCCUCGCGGCGCGCCAGCCGCCAGAUGCGCGACCGGCAGCCGCGCAUGAGGGUGCGCCUCAACGACCUGCGUGACCGGCAGCAGUCGUCGCACGUCGGCACGGAGCGGCUGGGCCAGCGGCUGGAGAUCGUGCGCCACGCGCUCAAGGGCAAUGUGCGCGGUAACGUGCGCCAACUGGUGUCUGUGGUGUUCCCCGUGUCGGAGGUGCAGCCGCGGCCGGGCCUGGGCCGGCCGCCGGCCGCGCUCACAGAGACCGAGUCGGCGCUGGCCGAGGCGCAGAGCCUGGCGUACGUGCGCGGCCGCUGGGUGCAACUGGAGCCCGUCGGCGAGCUGCAGUAUCGCGUCGUGGAGCCGACGCUGCCCGGCUCGGGCGACUACUCGGCCUACCACGUGUGGGCGGCCGCCGGCCAGGAGCCGGUGCCGACGCCGGCGCCCACCAGCGGCUCCGUCAGUCCCGUGCACAACCUGUCGGCUGCGCUCACCUACACGGCCCAGCUGCUCAACGUCAUCGCCUUCUACAUGGACGUCCGGCCGCGCAACCGGCUAUGCUACAGCGAGUUCUGUCGCUACGAGAUGUCCGAGCGCGAGUUCAACCACCGCGUGGCCAAGCUGAACGCUAACCUUGUGUGUCUGUGCCUGCACGCGGGUGUGGACGCGGCGCUGUUGGAGCCGCGCCGCACCGCCUACAACCUGACACUGCUCCUGGGCGGCGACCUGGGCCGACGCGGCGCAGUCAGCCCUCCGGACGCGCUCGUCGCCUCCAUGGAGGAGUCGAUGCGCGCCGACCUGGACUUCAGCGACCCGCUGGAGGCGGCUGAGGCGGCGGCGCGGCCCAGUCCCGUGGACGACUCGGACGCCGACUGGGAGCAGGUGCCACACGAGGUGGUCAGCGGUGGAGAGCCGGGCGGGCCGGGAUCGGCAAGCGUGGCCGCUGGACUCGUCUCCACAGCCGCCGCCAGUGUGGCCUCGUUCCUGCGCGGGUUCAACCGGUAGGGAGUGCGUGGCAGGCGACGGAGGGUUGACAGUUCAUGUGAAAGUGUGAUGGCGAUGCAUGUAUAAUUGUAUAUGCCGUGUGAUAGACAUGCCCGACUAACCACGGCAGGCUAGUGUUCAGUCAAUGGCGAGUUGUCAUUGUGAUUAAUAUUAUUAUGAAUUUUUGUAAGAGCGUUGCCCAGGAAGGGUUGUGUGUUCCCGUAAAUUGAAUUCAACAAUCCUGUGAAUGUACGUACAUGGUGCUUUAUAUGAUUGUGACUGGAUGAAAUGCAUUUUAUGAUCAA